AUGCAGGGUGGAGACACUUUCCCUGGAGCAGGGCUUGGCAGAAGGUCGACCGUUGGACGCAAUGGUAUAUAUUUCUAUUCCAACAAAUUUCGGCUGUGUUUAUCUUGAGUAUGUUUAUCUUUUCGAUCCAUUGAAGCAUUUUUUGGAGAGAAUUAUGUACCAAGGGUAAAUAGGUGGGUGUUUCUGAAGGGUAAGAAGAAUGUACUUGUUGGUUUUUCUCAUGCUUUGGGUCGUUAAGUUUCAGCUUUAAUUAGUUUCUGAUUGCAACAUUUUAAUGUGUACGUUACGUUUGACACAUGCUAUCACUCCUGAUCUGACUUGUUGAUUUUGAUCUUCAAUUGAGCAACCUUAGGCAAUUCCAUAAUUCAAUUCACUUCAGGGGAAUAAAGAGUAGAGGAACACUGGAUAACAGCUGGACAACUAUUGUACUUAGCUUAUAUAUGUAUCGAUCUUUGCUUCCAGUAAAAUUUGCAAAAAUGGCUCAAAUCGAGAAGCAUUUAAAUAUGCUUAAUGAUGUUUCAUCAAUUUUCAAUUGUCAGCCUCAAGUCGAGCAUCUUUGGACCAGGAUUUGGACUCUAUUCUAAGUGGUGGUAAUGAUGGUAUGUGUUGAAUUUGUUCUUCUUACGUGAAGACAAAAGUAUUUUUACCUGCUUGAUGGCCUGGGCUACCACACUGUAAUAAAAUGCCUCAUUCAUUACUAUACUAAGGUUUGUAUCUUUCUCACGUAAUAUUUGUUGUUCAGAUGAUCUAUUUGGUGCAAGUGCUCAACAGCAACCAAAGGCCAAAGGGAGGUCUGGAACUUCAGUAAGUUUUGGUGAAGUUGCCUUAUGAUGUAAAGUGUGUAUAUGCCUGCUGUUUUCAUCAUUGUUAUCAUCAUCUGUUCUCAUUACAUGUAUAGGGGUAUAAGGCAAAUAGUUUCAUCUUAACCUUUGAACCCCAGAAGUGACUAGUAUCUAAUAUCUUUACAUAGUAUUAUCACUGAAUCAAACUAGCUUUAGAGUCAUGACAAUACAGGAAAUGAUCAACAAAUGAAAAGGGAAGGCCUUUUCAUCUCAGACUUCUUUCUAGAGCCCAAAUUAAUGCACCUUUUGUUUAGUUUGUGAUGUCAAAAAGGGACUAGCCAGGACUUUGGAUUUAUAAUUUACAUUCUGACAUUUAGAAAGACUAAAAUUUGAGGUCAUCAUAAAUUACCACAAUAAAUAUUGACAAUUUUUCGACUGAGCUACUGAUCCAUUGAUCUUUUAAUUAUCCUAACCUCUCUUCCUUCCACAAGGGUCCUGCCAAGAAGGGAACACUGACGUCAGGGUAAUGCAAAGAGAUUUCUUACAAUUUAAUAAACCAUAUCACCAAUGGUUGAGUUGACUGAAUCUCAAUUAGGUUUCUUAGAUAGUGUAAGAUAAUGAACCAUCAAUUACAGAGCUAUUUUGGUGGUAGAGAUGCUGUUAAUCAGUCUCAUAGCUUGACACAAUUCAUAUUUCCUACUGUUCACCAUCAACCCCCUGCCUUAUCAGUUAGGCCAUAUUACUAUUUACUAGGCUAAGUAAAUAAUAGUUAUUCAAGGGUUUGAUGUAUGUAUCAAACAGACAUGAUGCAAAGUCAACAGUGUUUUGGUAUUGGUUUUGCAAUUCUCUUCAGUCUUCUUAGCUACCUCUUCAGUUGAUAACUUCUUAUACUUGGUACCUUGCACACUAGUGGGCAAAGGUUACCACCUGCUGGCUCUAACAUGCCCUGUUAAACCAUCUUGUGCAACCAUUUUAUUUAUACUGGACUGGUAUGGGUUUUAAUAAAUAAAAACCUUAUUUUAAAUGUUUCCCUUUAUAGUGCCACUGAUGAAGACUUUUACAGUAGUCUGGCUCAGAUGGCUGGUAGUGACAUUGAAGAUGAGGAUGAGGUAAGAGAUUAUCUCACUAUAUACCCUCCUUGGCCAUUUUUGGGAUUUCUUGAUGAUCAAUUUAAUGCAAUUUUUUUAUUUUGGUUCUGAUUUCUUUGUGGACAGUCACUGUCUGAGGCAGAUGCCAAAAAGAUGGCUGACAGUCUUGCUGUGAGUAUUGAUUUAAUUUUUAUUAACAUUCUCAUCCACUGCAGUUGUAUUCACAAUUUGACAGCUUUUUCUUCACACUUAAACAUUGUCAUCCUGCAGGAGCAUUGUUGAGACCUGCGAUCAAUUUUUUAAUCUUAACUUUAAUGAUCUGAUUUGAUCCAAUUCUCCUUUUCUCUUCUAUACCUUUUUUUGUAAAUUGGUAGAGGGAAUUUGGUUUUUCAUCAGGAUACCACCUUCUAGCCAAUGGGUUUGUUUAUCCUCAUUACCUCCCAGCUGGAUAACAUAUGGUUGUUGUGAUGAGAAGUUAUGAGUUGAUCGCUUCUGAGAGUUAAAAGGAGAAAUUUACAUUGUAAGAAUGUGUUUUCCAGGGUCUUGAUGACAUGGAAUCUGAUCUCUUUGGAGGAUCCUUGGGAAAGAAAAAUACAGUAAGCAAGUCUCCAAAACCUGUAAAGGCUGCAUCAGAACAGAAGAAGAUCAAUGCUGACAGUAAACUACCCCCUGCAACCUCCUCUACAACAGAGUCUGCUAAAUCCAAGAUGGCAUCUGCAUCAUCAUCAUCAUCUACAAAAAGUAUAUCUGUCUUAGGUUCUCAUCUUUUUACAGACACCUUUUCUUCUGUUACUGUCAAAUGGCAACUUUUCAAAUCUGACAAUCUUAAGAGAAGUUGUGCAAGCAAUAGUGCCAGUGAAUGUAGGCCUCUUCCAUGAAUGACUAAAUGCUGAUGAUCAAUUUUUUAUGGGCUUGCUAAUUAGCUCUUUGUCCUUGCGUUUAAUUUGGGAAAACUUCUAUUGAUUUUCACAAAGCAAUGUACAUGUACAUAAAAGAAUAACUACUAUAUGUAGGCCCACCACCCUAAAAUCAGUAUGCAUAUUCUCCUUACUGUUCUCUAUACAUUUCCUUAGGUGUUGACAAGGAGAAAUUGUUUUCUAACAAUCAGGAGCUUCUCGGCAUGUAGUUUGUGAUCAUUUUCUUUAUUCUCCUGACCUUCAAGUUUGAUUCAGGGGUGUUAGUGUGAGGAGAAAUUAGAUGCCAGUGCUCAAAGCCAGUUCACAAUUGUAACUGGAAAGCCAUUGAACUCUGCAAAAUGUGUCCUAUAUAAUGAAGUUUAAUAAUUUAUUAACUCAGCUCAAUGGAGUGUUUUAGAAAUGUAUAUCAAGUAUCAAAUAUAUACAAAAAAUUAACAGUUAUUUUACUUUCAGCUGGUGAAUCUUCCGAAAAAGCAACUUCCAAGCAAGAUUCUGUCAAGGUGAAGGAAGUGAAAAAGCCAAGGAAAAAAUUUGACUUUGGAGGUGUGCAAUCAAUGUUAUUUGCAUUACUUAUAGGAAAACGUACACCCUUAUUGAUUUAAGACUCAUGUUGAUCUCUUACCCAGGGAUUUGCUUAAAAUUACGUUUACUUAUUAGUAAACCUUUAUGCCCUUGUAUCAGUAUGCAUAUUCUCCAUAUUGUUCUCAAUAAAUUUCCUAUGGUAAUGACAAGGAGAAUUUGUGUAACAAUCAAGAGCUCCUCUGGUGUGAUCAUUUCCUGUAUUCUUAUAACCUUAAUGUUUGACUCUAUAGUGAUGCUGUAAGUUGAAAUUAUAUGCUAGUCAUCCUUAGGGUUAAUGGGUUAAUUUAUCCCUCAGUUACUCAAACCUUUACAGUUCUUGAACCUCGUCUGCUAACUUGGAUAGAUUUUUUUUCCUGAUCCGGGUCAUUGUCUUAACAAGUUAUUUUUAUUAAUUUUGUCAAACAAAACGUCAGAUAUUUUGUUUAUUGAGUUACAGUAACACUCCAGAACUCUGUUUACUAUUGCAUGUUUGAAUAAGUUGACUCUGAAAUCUUUCAGAGUUUGAUGAAGAUGACCCCUUGGCAGGCCUGUUAUCUGAUGAUGAAGAAGACCCAAAACCCAAGCCCAAGCCUAGGAAGUCUUCAGGUUCAAAGAACAGUGGUUCGUCUGCAAUAUCUAGUCAAGGUUUGUAGUGGACUGUGAAAAGUCUUUAAUUUUAGGCACAAGUCAUUUUGCCUUUUCAUCAGUUGUGGCAAUUAAACCAGUUUAAUACAUACCUCUUACUAACCAAGUUUGAAGUCUGUACUGUAAGUUACAAACAAAGUUUUUUCCACUUGGGUUUAUGGUCUGAUUACGAUAUCAAGGACAAGGUUUUUCAACUAAACUUGGUGGAAGUUGAAAGGUUGCCAGAACCUUGGGUAAUAUUCUUGGAUAAUUAGAUACAGUAAAUUUGCCUUUUUGGUCAUUAGAAUAGGUAGCUGAGUGUUUCAUGUAGCUCACUGCACUCUCCUAGGGCAAGUGGUGUACAAGGUAUAUGUGAAUACAGGCCCAUUUCAGGAAAUUUAUUUCUUUUUAUUUUGCCACCUAACAUAAAAAGAAGGAAGAUUACAGCAAUCACAAAAUUUAGGAAAAAACUGGCAAUAUGUGUACUACAAUACAUAUUAUGUACUUCCUUUAUAACCUUACGUUUUUAGAUUCCACAGAAGAGAGACCAUCGUCUUCAAGAGGGCGUCGGCCAGCCAAUCAGGAAUCAGCAAAUACACCAUCACCUCCUGUUACACCAGAACAUCAAGCUGCUCUCAGGGGGGGAAAAAAUCAAAGUGAUACUGUAUCUUCCCCCCCUGAAUCACCAGAAGUAACAUCAGAUAUCCAGGGGGGAGAGGUAACACCCUCUCAAACUACACCACGGGAAAAAGGAAAAAGAAAGCCUAAUGGUAAAUGUUAAUAUCAUUAUGAAAACGCCUUGUAUGUUUCUUGUGAUUACUUGUAACAUCAAUAUUUUCACGUCACCAAUCUUUUUGUGUCUUAGCUGGUAAAGCAAAGCCAAGUAAGGAAGAGAUUAAUUUUGACUCAGAUGAAGAUUUACCAGGUCUGGAUGACUCGCAAGAAAACACUCCUCGAGAUUCACCCAUUCCUCCCACAAGAUCAAAGAAAGAGCAAACAAGCAAAAAGGAAACACAGGGCACAUCAGGGGAUAUAUUUGGAGACGAUGAUGACCUGCCUGGUACUGGUAUUGCAAAAAUGUUGUCAUAAUGUACAGUAGAAGCUGCAUAGCGCCAUUUCUUGAUAUGUCACGUCAGCUAUUUUGGUUGCGUGUAAUAUGAUUAUGAAAUCGAAGAGAAGCGAAACGGAGUAUAAAAAGAAAAUUUUAAAAUACGAAUCCUUUCACUCCAGCCUAAGAUCUCAGAUGUAAUUCUCCUUACUAUCAGCCAUACAUUUCUUAGAAUGUUAGUACUGAGAAUUUUGUGUCGGUGAGAUACUUUCACCCUGUUGACUUUUUAUUUAAGUUUAUCUCCUCUGAGUCUCUGAGUGAUAGCAGAAUACAGGAAUUUAAUCAAUGUCAAUUAUCCAAUCGUAAUCGAUUGCCAGCGACUGAUUUUCCGAUCAUCGAUUUUCAUCGAUUGUUUCUUUACUCGAUCCUAUAAUGAGGAAUUACAUCUUGUUUAUACCUGGGAGUGAAAGGGUUAAGACCGCUUGCAAUUAUUUUUUAAGAUUAUGUAACUGACGUCAAAAUUAAAUGAAAUCGUGACGUAUCCCUGUGCUGACUUAAUUCAAAAUGUUGAUGAGCUUCAGCUGUUUCACAGACCGAUGUAACUUCUAUUUGAAAUUUGACAGAAACCAGAAGUGACAGCCCCACAAGAGGCUCUCGUUUCAGCGAACUGCUUGGUAAAAAGGAAAAAGAAGAAACUAAAAAACAAGUUCCUAAAUCUUUAGACGACUUCAUGGCCAACAUAAGCACAAAGCCUCCGGCAGCAGGAGGCACAACAAACAAGAAAGGUAUGGCGGAAACAUACAUAUUAACCCUUUUAUCUCCCUGAGUGACCAAACAGGAAUUUCUCCUUACCGUAAUAAAACAUUUUCAAACGGUAAGGUGAUGAGAAUGAAUGGGAAAUAUCAAUAGGAGGUAUUUUUUCAUUUAAAUGCUAAUUAUCAGAGCAAAACUUGUCAGAAAUGUACGGCAGACAGUGCGGAGAAUUGAUAUUAGAUCUUGAGAGCGAAAGAAUUAAGGUCCCAACCGAAUUAACGCACUUUCGAAACAGAGUUGUUCACUUCCUCGAAGUCACUCACGGAUGUGUUAUAAUAGUCGUUCUCAGUUCAGCUUUCGGAGCUCAACAUGCAGAAAAGCUCGGAACCGUUGCUUCUGGCAAUUUUUUAUCCAGAUUUAGCGAUCUAAUACUCUGAAUUCCCUGCACGGAAGCCGCAAAGAACGUUGUAAGUUUAGACCCAGUUCAGUCAUCUGUGCAAGCUGAGGUAAUAUGAAUGGCGUUUGUUAACGUGCGCGUUUAACUUAUCUUGGUCCAAGUAUACUUAGGUUAAACUUUAUAUGUUGCAGUUUCCAGUCCAACUUCUGAGGAGUCAUUCCAGUUUGGUGGUUACAUGCCAUCUGCAGCCUCCAGUGGUCGGUCGCGCAGUCGAGGAGGCCUGGCAAGACCAGACACAGCCCCCAGCUCCACCAAGCGUUCCGUGCGGUUUUCAGAUGACCUGGGACUAGAUGAUGAACUAUUUGGAGGUGAGAGGCCCUCGACAGCUCCGAGUCAGAGAUCACCCGGAAGGCAAACAAAAAGAGAUGAAAAAGAUGAAAAAGUCAGUGGAUCGUAUUUAGAUGAUAAAGACCAGAAACCAAAAGGAGACAGCAAUCCAACUAAAGGACAAGCGAGGAAUAAUGGUGGGUGUCUACUGGAGUGAAGUAUUCCACCGUGCAUUGGGACAAUCAGCCAAGCACAUCACAGAUAAUGUCUUUCAAUAAUUUUCGGCUUUUCCCGGUCGGAUCGCAAAAAAUUGCUCUUCCUAAUAAACCAACAAGGAGCGAGGAUGGCUAAGAACGGCGAAAAUUGAGAUUAUAAAAUGACAAAUUUGUUUUAAAACAAUUGCUAAAUUUCUAAAAAUGAAAUAUCCAUGGCGUUUCUCCUUUUAAUAGAAAGAGGGAGACUCUCAGGUGAUUGGCUGAACGGGAAUAUCGCAUAAUUGUAAUCACACCAUUCGUCCACAAUUUUUUCCUUACCCGUAUACCAUUUUCAUUUGAACUUAUCAUGGGUUUGUUCAUCCAAUUUUGCCGUUACAUAUUUUUAGAAUGUGUUUUUUCUCUUUUGCUUUAGAAGAAAGCAAGAUCGAACAGAAAAAGAAUCUACAAACUGAGAAACCAAAAGAGGACAACACGCCUGCUACACACGGUAUUACGGUCUGAUUAUUUAAUGAGUGAAUCUGGUCGGUAGGCUUGAUUUCCGCCGUUUUCUCGUCUCUGGUCUUCAAUCCUCCCGAGAAGGACCACGGGAGGAGAGCGCGGGCUCAUUUCUUAACAGCAGCUGGUAAUCGAGCCUACGGGGUGCGGGGCCACUGUGAAAUCCUGAGGAAAUACUCUCAGACAUUGACAUUAUCAUUCGACAUACCAGCAGCGGUUGAGACACGAUAGCCAGGUCAUUUGAGCGCUUGGUUCCAUAAAGAGAGAUCUGGACUUCCGUUUCGGCCCCCAUUUUGCUGAGUUUCUCAGCCAGUAACAAUUGGCUCACAGUGCUCCCUCUCCGCUGAAAAAUAUUACUAGAUUCCAGCGAAGUUUUAGGGAAACUUGAAAUAAUGCUCCUCGGUAAUCCUACUGAGGGGUAGUUACAAUUACAGUACUCCUGGUCGAUUCAUGCUACCGAAACGUGUACAAGCUGCAACAAAAAUUGGUUAUAAGGAUCGUAUAAGGCUCAUAUUUCGAUAGUAGUAGGAUCGCAAGACUUUGCCGCACACCAGUGAGCCCAAAAGAUUUUACUCCCCCUUAUUCUUUGGUCUCAAACGUAGGUAUUUUUGCAGUUUUAUCUGUUUUCAAAGCGUUGUCUUUUUUAUCCCAGGAUCCAAAUUAGGUGGAAGCGGCGGGGGAGACUGGUUAGGACUGAGUGGAGGUGAUGACGACGGAGGUCUGGAUCUUAGUAGUGCUCCUCUCAAAACAAGCACACCAUUUCCUCAGGAGAGCAGAAAGGACACACCCAGCGUGAAAGGUACCCUCUGACUUCAUGAUGUUCGCGUCCCCUUCUGUCUCAAAAUUAAUGCGUUGCGUUUUAUUGUUUUGGUUUAAGCCCCCCUUGAACGUCAGGAGAGGCAGCAAUCACCGCCAAGAAGAGCUGGACGACGCCGGGGGGAUGGUGACAACGAUGAGUUCUUACGCAUGCUGGGAAUUACACCUGAUGAGCCACCAAAACCAAAACAGGUCGAGUCAGCUGAUGACAGUAGCAAGUAAGUUUUUUAGUCAAGCUAAGUUUGCUUUCUUAUGGAGCGUAAAGCCUACAUUGCUUAUUUUCGAAGUUGAUACAUUGUUUAUAUCACUCCAGUUGCAGAUAAUAGUAGAAAAGUAACCAACUGACUGACUGGUGAAUGAUUAACUGAAUGAGUUACUGACUGUCUGUCUGGCUUAUUUGCAGACUUACGGACUGACUGAAGGGUGAGUACCUGACUGACUGACUCACUCACUCACUCACUCACGUAUUGAGCAACUGACUGUCUACCUGUCUGGCUGAUUUGCUGACUGACUGAUUGGCUGGCUGACUGACAGACGUACUGACUUACUCCCUGUCUGAAUAAUUUUAUUGUGUUGUCCAGGUCGUCUUUGUUCCCAUGGGAGUCCCAAGGAGGCAGUCCGAGAAGAGGAAGGCGGAGGCGUGAUCAAGCCAGUCCGCAGUCCUCGUUUGAUGAACCAGACCCUGCAUCCAGCCUUGGAGAACCCCUAGAUAGGCCGCCUCAGGGGGGUCGCUUGGACAAAGAUGACUCUGAAAAGAUAGUGCAACAAUCUUUAAACCAAGAUACAGCAAAACUGCAAACUGAACGGCAAGCAGCUGCCGGAGAAGUUCAGACUAGAAGAGAAUCUGAAACAGCUGUAAUCCACGACAGUUCUUUACCUUCGCCUUCGGCAGCUGUUCCACAAGCGCAAGUAUCAACCUCUGCGUCACAACAGCCUGGUCUUUCUCUCUCGCAGCAAUACUCACUGCAGCCGUACACAACACACCCAAUCCCCCCUCAAGCCAACGUUUCACUGCAAAUGACAGCUCAACCUUCAGCUCAGCAGAUGUAUCCUCAGCCUCAACAUUUCUCUCCUUCACAGUUCCAAACAACUUCUUUUGCCUCAUCUACUGGUCAAAAUACCUCCCAGACCCUUCCAUACCAACCUUAUUACCAGUCCACAGCUGGAUUUCAACCAUCUCCCCAGGCCAUCCAACCGUCGUCGAUAGAAAGGCUUGAAAUGACAAAAUUGAAAGCCGAAAGUGAGCUGCAGCAGAAUAGACUGCUGGAAUACGAACUAGUUAACGAACAGCACAUGCAGCAGAAGACAAGACUAGAAGAAGAAGUGAGGGAGCUUAUGAAAAAGGUACAAGAGAGGGAAAACGUCCGACAGAGAACAGACUUGGACGCUUCCAGUAAAUUGUCAGAGUUGGAAGGGAAGGUAUGAGGUUAGGAGUUAAAUUCCUGGGGAACAAUAACAGAUCUGAUAUUCUAUUAUUAGGGGUUGUGAAUGACCUAUGCAAAAAAAAAAAGCACUUACAAAAUGUUCAUCAAAGCAUACAGGCCUCAAAGUUUCGAGCUUCUACUACUGAUACCUGUCUCGAAGUGUCAAUGUUCGUUGCUCGCGGUUUUCAAUUCACCGUCAAAAGUAAUUCGGGUUGGGUUUGGUUUUGCUUUAAUUUUCCCUAUGAUUGCUUCAGAAAACUCGCGUCACCCUCUCGACCAAUCAAAUGCAAAACGAAAACCAGUAUCACUCGCGUUUUUCCCGCGUUUCAUUGGCUCCUUGCCAUAUUUCCCUUUGCUCUGAUUGGCUGUUGUGAUUACUCUUUUGAAGUGUGUUUUGAAGUUAAAAGUGAAUAUUACUUUACUCGUGAUUCAAAUACAGGUCCGCCGUUAUGAGCUUGAGCGGGAACAACUUCUGACUACGAUUGAAACGUUGAAAACAAGACACAAAGAUGAGCUGGCUAACAUAGAUGCCUCUCACAAGUAAGAUUGUUUCCCUGCUAGAGUGAUGUAUCAGUUAACUAGGCAAUUUUGCAUCUUAUUUUGAGCAACUUAACUAUGUGGGAUUUUCAUUGUCAUAACCAAUCAGCUGGUUGGUCUGAAUACUCCUUCGAAUAGACAAGUAAUAUUUUAUAUAAAACGAUGCGUUCUUCACCAAAUCAAGAAUUCUCUUUGAAAGGCUUUCCACGAGAAGAAAUUUACGAUUUGCUCAUCAACUUCACCUUGUAGCUGGCCAAAAAUUGAAAUCUUACUCAACCUACUCAACCAAACGAGUGCAAAAUUUACGAACCAUUUCAUGAUUUCGUUUGGUUAUUUUUUUUUCAACCAGAUCUCACUUGAAGACCUUGGAGGAAUCAUACCAACGUCGCGAACAAAGGCUACAAGAUGAGACCGACCUUAUCAUCAAACAAAACAGUGAGAAGUUAAAAACUUUGGAAACGGAGAAGGCUGACAUACGAGCAGCUAACAACCGAAAACUUUCAAUGUUAGAGACAGCGAAAAACAACGAGAUAGAAACGUUAAAAGAUCUUCAUCGACGAGCCAUGGAACAAUUACGCCACGAACACGAAGAUGAGAUGGCGCAUCUCCGAAGGCUUAAAGAGCAGGAGGUGUCGGCGGCUACAAGCGCGCAUGCUCACACCAAGUCGCUCCAGUCCCUUAUGGACCACGUUUUAAAUUCGACUCGAGAAGUGAGUGACUUGCGACAGAAGAUUGAGGUUACUCACAAAAGUGGUUUGGAAGAGCGCGAACUCUCCGCAAGAGCUCGGGACGACUACCUGAAACAAUUGCAGGAAAGGUUACUACGGCAGCAAUCUGAGAAUGACGAGGAGAGGACCAGGUUGCAAGGCAAGUUACGUCAGCUCUUACUCUGUGAUCGAAUCCGAAAGGAGAAAAAAAUGAAGAAGUCUUGUAAUGGUCGCAAGAAAUUAAACCAGGACAAAAGCAAACAUUUAAACGAAAAAGGAAACAACUUUGAUAAUAAAACAAAAGAGUGAAACAUUCUGAUUGCCUACCUCUGUAUGAAUUCAAACUUUCAGUAACGAUUUGUUAAUCUUACAGGUCUGGUCGCCAAGAUGGAGUUGCACAUGCGCGAGCAGUCUCGACAGGUUGAUCAAGAAAGAUGGCGUCUUACUCAAGAGGAAUCAAGGUUGAAAGCUGUUCAAGCCGCACUGGAAGACGAGAGACGAAUAACUAUGGAACAGCUCUCCUUGCAAAGAGCUGAGGUACACGUAUAUUAUUGAAAUCUAAUUUCGCGAGUAAAAGCAACGUUUUUCGCGCACGCUGGCUCUGAAAUUAAAGAAAUGUACGACAGUUAGUGAGGAGAAUUUCUUUGCCCAAGUUAAUAGCACCAACCAGUAAACCCUUAUUUAUCAGUGGGAAGUAUUUUCCUUUGGUCGGCCUCUCUUGAUGAGUGAGAUCGCAAGAUAAAACUGGAAUUGCGACUUUCAGUUCAACUUUACCUAAGGAAAUGAAAGUGAGAAGACUGCGCAUUUGUUACUGAAGUCUCACCUGAACGGGAAAAGUACGAUAGACGCUGUCAUUUUUUUUUACAUUUUUAGGAAAAUAUAGCGGCGAAAAUAAGAUAGCAUGUUAAUAUUCUGCUGAAGUAAAUCGCAUGCAUUUUGAUACCGACAAAGUCUAAGAUAAGGCUUGAGUAACUUUGGCAAUGAAAGUCUCCAGCAUGUAUUCCUUUUCCCUAAACACUCUGUCCCUUGAUGACGUUUUCUUGCUGACACCGAAACACUGUCUCGAACGUGCGAUCCUGUCUUUUUUCUUCCAUUAGGUACAGCGCGCCCGAGAUGACCUGGUACGAGAACAAAGAACUGCUAUGGGUCAGAUACAAGAAGAGCGGCGAUCACUGGCCACGGAACGAGCCCAGCUCUCCUCUGCUCACAGAGACCUGAUCAGCAGAGAGAAAUUGAAGACUGAGACGAGUGUACAGGUGAGAACGCUUUCGAAUUCUGUUUUGUUUUCUUGGGUCAGGCUAAGGCCGACCAUGGAGAAAUUCAAUUAGUUUUUUUUUUAUGUUUUCUUGGGUCAGGCUGAGGCUGAUCUUGGAGCAACUGCAGUAAAGAUUAAAGAGGACGCCGCUGCCUUGAAUGUAAGGGAGGCUCAGCUGAAACAGCAAGAGGAGAGAUUGAGGAGAGAGCAGGAAGAAUUCGAGCGGAAGCGGAUUGGAUUUGAGGAAGAGAGGGACAGAAUAGGAAAGUUGGGCCUCGAGGUGCAGAAGAGAUCACGGGAGAUCGAGGAACUUUGCGCAGUAAGUUUCCGCUUCCAGAUUUUUUUUUGUAAAUCCCUUUUUUUCCAGUACCUACCUACGAUGAUAUUCAACAACAGACUUGCACUUGCACUCUCAUUAACUAAAUAUUUUUUCUCCUAGGAUGCUGGUCGGGCGCGCAAUGACGGUGAGCAUGCCCUGGAACUAGCAGAACGCGUGCGAGUAAAUGCGGAGGCUCAAAGAGCGGAAGCUGAAGGAAUGUUCCUGGUCGUGCAGGAGAAAGAACGGCAACUGGCACAGGUAUGAUAUUCAGUCAAAUGAAGUAAUAUUAGCAAUAUUUGUCCUAUAAUCAUUUCCCUGUCAGAUAGGCGCAUUUGGGGUAAAGUUGCGGAAUUUCUAUUUCUCUGACUGAAUGUUUAACUUGAAUCUAAGUUAAAACUUUUGAACCCAAAGAGGUGACUUGCACCUUAUUUCUCCUAACACUGUCACUGCUAGAUUAAAUUUUACGGUUAUGAGAAUAAAGAAAAUGAUCACAACAGAAAGGAGCUCUUGUGAUAUUUUACCAUCUCUUUUAUCUUACGUUAUGUUUUUCUUGUCGAAGGUAAUUUUUUUACGUCGCAACAAACAAUUCAAAAGUAUAACGACGUAGCUACCUGAAAUUUCAAAAAAGGCAUGGCGCCUGUGUGUAACGAGUCGGAGACUGAAAUCGCGGGCACACUCAUGAUGAGCAAAGCGCAGAUUCUGGCAGGUUAUGAUGUCUGUGCGGGCAAUGUUCGCAUUGUUUUCAUCUCAGACCCUAAAAGGGUUACAGCAAGUUAUACCACAUCCGUUUCAAACUUGGCAUGUGAUUUGAAUUGCUUCUAUCCAUAUUUCUUUUGUUUCAGCGCGCUUUCUGUCGCCAAGGUUGAUAAAAACCAGGGGAAAUGAACAAUCUCUAUCUUUGCUGCCUUUCCAUUUUACUUUCAGACUUUUAUUAUCAUUAUUAUUAUUAUUAUUAUUAUUAUUAUUAUUAUUAUUAUUAUUUAUUAUUCUUGCGCCGUUCUUUCUAAAAGCUGGUGGCUUUUCGUUGUUAACUGCUCCCUUGUUAUUCGUAGGAUCGUCUUGCUAUCGCUCAUGAGCGUCGUAUGCUGGAGAAAGACAAGCAGUUAGGGCGAUGUUGGCAGUGUGAGGGACGGCGGGCGAGUCCUGCAGGACAGAUUCAUGCAGCAUCCCAAGGUAUAAAACUGACGGAAGUCGUAAAUAACACUUGUUUAAUCUUUUAAUUGAAUUAACCCCCUUAUUUUUUUAGCCUUUUCGCCUCCACUAAUUCAAAUAUAAGAUAGCGCCUUAUGCGUGUUGAACGAGGUUCCGGUCGGUUCAGAGUCAGCCGGAUCUUUUACAAAGUCAAUUUUCUCUUGGCACACCUCCGUUCAACUGACAUAAGCUUUGAGUCCCGAAUGAAUGAAAAAAAAAAUAUAGGUGACUCUUUGAAAACCUUUUUAUCCGUCACCUUCUAUGAAUGGACUCUACUUUGGCUGCAUAGCGGGUGCUGUGUUUGUUCUCGUCGCGCAUAUGGCUUGCUUCUCGGCGAGCGCCUGUUGCCCAAGCAAGACAUAUCUGUUCGUGGCAUGGCUCCUUCAAAAGUGUUCCAGUGAGAAGGAUUCCACUGUACAAUAGUAGAGGAUUAUAUUUAUAGAAAAAUGCUUAAAGUGGUUUGUGAGGAAGUAUGAAUAUGGUGGCUCAGAAACUGCUGAUGAAAUAUCUAUAACAGCUGAUGUUAGAAAUUCGGCUGAGCCGACAGAUGUGUAUGAGAGAGGUAAUCUGACUGAGAUCAGAAAUAAUGAAGGCGAUUUGCAGAAAGUUUUGGGACGAUAGUCAUCAGCGCGCUGUUAGGCAGUUCUUGUUAGCGUGGAUGGUGCCUGUAAAUCAUCUGCGUUGCAUGUCACUGCAUUUCCGAAGACUUGGGUCGAUUAGCGCUCAGUUUAGACUGCGCGGCACCAGGUUGAUUCCGUUUUUAUUAAAACCUAAUUAGCACGGGAAAAAUCUUCAGCGGUUAAGUUUUUGUUUUAAUGAGUGAUGAUUAAAUUAGAAAUAUCUUUUUGUCAGAUUUUACGAAGCGGUGUUUCCUGUGGUUUACCAAACACUGAUUCCAUUAUUAUCCUAAGAAUAAUGUGUGAUGAAAGGAAACCGAUAUCUGUGCAUUCUAGAGAACAAGUGGUCCUCUUGUAACCAUAUUGAUAUCACGUGCGUUUCGUAUAAGCAAUCCUUUUAAUUUCGAUGUGUUUCAAAUAUGACAAGAUAGAAUAUUUCCAAACUUUGCUUUGAAAGUCGGAAAAUGAUUUGCACGAGCGCACUUGUCUAAAGAAUUAUUUUUUUGCUAUCACAUAUACAUAAGCCAAAAAAGACUCGUCAAGAACGUUUGUCACCGAAAAAAUAGUGGAUCAGAAGUUACCUUAUACCUUCCUCUAAAAGUUUCUCGACAAGUCUUCUCGUUCAUUAACUGGCAUAUCCGUUGCAGGACUUGUCAAAAUGUCGUGACUCCCCUUCUUUACUGCUAGGGAAAACUUGUCAAAGAAAUCUUGCUGGUGUAAAUCAGGCUUAAAUCUUACAAUUAAAUGAACUGCAGCUUUUGAUGAAAACAAAAAACAAGAAUCAGGCCCUGAAUUUUAAAGUCUCUUUUCAGUCCGUAUGACAGAGAUUCUCUAUCUGAUGAUCAUUUUAUUUCAUUUAUUCUCAUAUCAACACAAACCAAUGAAGUCUGACCUUAAAAUCGCUGAAUAAUGACUUAACACACGAUUCUCAGAAAUCUGUGCACAUAUGAGUAUUUCGUGUAUUAUCCACGCUCGUAUUAUCCGUGGAUUUUCAGCUGAAUAAAGUUGUUUUGUCGUCAGAUUAUUGCCUGGUGUAAGUCUCUGAAAGGAAGUGGGACAAGCGCCAAGAUUAAAGCUGCGACAAUUCUUCUACUUUCACUGUUCAAACUUUUAAUCAUUUUAUAUUUAUAUUCUAGAUAAAUCACAUUUUUUUCCUUCCACAGAAAAUGGCCCUUCUUAAAGGUCAUACACACUCACUAAAAAAAGACUACUUACCGAUUUCUUGCUCUACACCGCCUUCAGUCCACAAACAAAGCACUUCCUCCGUCAUUUCACAACAGGUCUUGAUUCUUGGCUUAAUUUUCUUAAGCCGUGAAAAUGUUCUUUUGCUUACACAGAUAUUAGUUCCCAUCUCAUCGAUUUAUACUAAUCGUAAAGUCAUUUGAUUUCACAGUUUCAGAUUCGCCGGCAGUGGACACGUCAAUCCUUACCCACCCAUCCCUACCAAUGUCUGCACCUGAAACUCCUGACUUGUUGGUCAACACUCUGGAGUUGAAACGGACACUUCGAAAGUGGUCACAUGACAAAGAAAAGGUAACUGUGAUGUCUGCGGCAGACGAAAAAGUUAAAGAAAUGAAGUAUUAGACAAGUUAGUCGUAUUACCUGUGGCGAACUAAAUUACUCUGUUAUACUCUCCCACCGACACACGGCACCACAGUUUCUUUAGAAACUUACCCCCUUUAUUCAUUUACCAAUAGUAAAGUCGAUAAGAGCUUUCCUGAUAUCAUUCUGAACUUGAGGUACUUACCUUAGUAUCUUGCUCUAUUCGGAGAAAUCGAACGAUUCGGAAGAGUUCGUGAUGUCGAUAAGCUGAGGUCGAAGGUUUUGUGGCGGUUUCGGUCUUAGAUUGGGAUGAUAGCAAUGGGAAAUUGUUCAGUUCGAGAAUUGGGCGAUUAUUCAACGCUUUGCCUAGUCAGGCUGUUGUUAUCUCAAGCACGUGGUUGAAUUUAUUUAUUCAUCUCAGUUCAUGGUAGUCCGUAUUUGUAGUUGAUAUUCUGGGUCAAUUUUUUGGUGCCAAGUAAAAGAACGACUUAAAAGAGAUUUUUCUUUUGAAAUUUUUACCGUCGAGGUGGUUCUUGGACGUCUCCUCCUUUUGUCGACGUGAGUUGAUGAACUACUAUGACACAUUAAUUUUCGUCUUUUUUCAUCAGGAUGAAGAAUUUCUGGAACAAGAGGCGCAGUUUCUGAAUAGAUUGCAGAAGUCACGUGACACCAGCAAGCUUAAGUCCAGUCUUCCUUUGAAUUCAACUGUUUACUAAUGUGAUCACGUGAGUGGUAUAUCGUUGCUGAUGUCUGUACGAACUGAAGGAAUUUACUAUGCGGUCUUGUUUGUUUGUUUUUCUUUUUAAACGAUCGAGUCUCAUAGGUAGUAAAACCGCACACGCACAAGUAAGGACACGAACUUAUUGGUGAAGUCGUUCGUGGAUUGCACACUUCUAUUUAAUUUAAGAAAGUAACAUUUUCUUGCGGGCAAGCAAGUAAACAUCCUUCGUCGUGUGUUUAGAAGCUACAAAUGCUGCGGAGAAAUAUUUCAUUAUUGUUUUUGAGAAGUCGAGUGAAAAAUUAAUCAAAAUGACAGAACCAUUGAGUUUGGGCGACAGUCAGACGACGUGCGUACACGCGUCUCUUUUUUGUUGUGAAACAUCUUUAAAUUAAUAUUGUUAGCAUAAGAUUAUGUGCGUUUAUUAGUUUGUUUUUUUUUUUCGCUCAUUACUCGAUUAUCUUAGUUACCUUAGUUGGCAAUAUGUUGGCAUGCUAAGUUAUAUUUUUUCUCUCCAGUUCACCCUCUUAGUUUGUCAUCUCUUUUGUCUAAUGACCAAAUAGCCUUUUAACGAUAUAGGUUCGUGUGGCUCCUUGCCAGCUUCUAAACUCUCAAAUCUUUAUAGUCAGCCAGUCAGUCUGCGACGUUUUGACAUCAGACGCAAUUUAUAUUAAAAAGAAUGACGUCAACGGGAUGACGUGUGUUGUUUCUUGUUCAAUCGCUAUAACUCUGAGAUAGGCAACUUCAAUUAUUUUUUCUAGUAUCGAGAACAGUUAACGGAUCAACUCUUCUCGUAAACCUUACUUGCCCGCCAACGUAGCUAAUCAGUGACAUUUAAGAAACUUUUCACUUAUAUCCUAUGUUUUUCUUUCCUUUCAUUUCCUUUCAUUUUUCUUAUUUGGUAUAGAAGAGGUUUGGGGAGGUCACGUCACGGAAUUUCUCUUUUAUUUAUUCCUUUUCUAACCUCCAAUUUAACAAAAACCGCAAAAUGGAACGACAUCAAAGAUCAAAGAAUACACAAGAAAUAUAUGAGACUCUUAAAGCAUGGAGAAGUUCGUCAAGGAUUGCAAAUGACCACGUACGCCAAAUGUAGGCUGAAUUGUUGUAGAUGGGUAUACCUUGAUCAAGCCCCACUAUUAAAAGCAAUGAAUUUUACUUCAAUUCUUUUCUAAAAAAAAUAACUACUUUUUAAAACCCUUUUUUCUAUCUUUCUCUGCUGUAUUAGUCAGAACAUGACCUGUUCCAAGGUUCCGAUUAUCAAACAACUAGAUUCUCAUUCUACUUUUUGUGGCUUCAGGUCACAAAAUUUGGAGAAUUAUUUUGUCUUUCCAGGCAGAAAUGAUAAUGUACAGAUAUUUUACUUUGUGUAGCAAAAUCAUAAUAAAAUU
This is a messenger RNA of Pocillopora meandrina, 17721 nucleotides long. The record is from the annotation of a GenBank genome assembly. Lineage: Eukaryota; Metazoa; Cnidaria; Anthozoa; Scleractinia; Pocilloporidae.